Lachancea nothofagi CBS 11611 is the source of this 2037-nucleotide messenger RNA. The record is from the annotation of a GenBank genome assembly. Lineage: Eukaryota; Fungi; Ascomycota; Saccharomycetes; Saccharomycetales; Saccharomycetaceae.
AUGGUCCGUGGAAAUGACGGUGCUGUUAGCAAGAGAGUAGCUAAAAAGCCGAGGACUUUAGACACGUUCCAAAAUGUGCGCGUUGGCUCUCCAAAUCAAACAUCAGCUGCAUUAGCAGUACUGAAUACAGAGCUGAGCACCAGAAAUUCAAGGCCAAGACGUGGUGCGUCGAAGAAAGCGGCACAGUCUAUAGUGGAUUCAAUUGAUCCAAAUGUUGGCUCUGCAGACGAAGAAGAAGGAGAAGAUUUUGUACCCGAAGAUGUAGCUGAGGAGGACGAGGAAGCAGAAAAUGAAGAUCAAGAUUAUGAACACAACAGUGAUCUUAUAGAAGUUGAGAAGCCGGGCUCUGUUAAGCCACCCCAAGACGAUUCUGUUUCUCGUCUUGUAAGCGAUACUAAAUCAAACAGAGUUACAGGUGGUAAGCGUGGCCGAAAACCCAAGCAAAAUGCAUCAGUGAAAGUUGAGAUGCAGGAUCUAACACCAACAUCGAAACUUGAUAACAAGCGUAGAGUAAUUCGUGCUUUGAAAGAUCUCACCUCUGCAAGAGACAAGAUUGAGCGCAUUUAUGGACUCAAUCCGCAGAAAUUGCUCGGUCUUGCGAAAGUAAAAGAAGGUUUCGAAACGGGACCAUUUGACUUUGAUCUCGAGGUCAUUCAAAAAGAAUCGAAAUACUUUGUAGACUUCUCACCACCGUGCGCCAAGAAAGAUAUCACGCAUUCGCUACCGUUGACUUCAUCAAGCUUUCAUUCAAUACAAGAAUCGGAGCUUCAACAACUUCUUCCUCUACGUGAAUCAGAGAUUCGUUUGCAAAUUUCCGACCUUGACACGCAUAUUAAUACUGACCAGAAGAUCGAGUUUCCAACGUUCCCAUGCGGCAAACGCAAAGGCUUUGUUUACAAUGUUGGGGGCCUUGUAACAGAUAUGGCAUGGCUUUCGCGGGAUGACACUGAUUCACUGUUUUUAGCGGUUUCGGUUUCCUGUAACUUUGACGAUCCUGUCGAUCCUGGCCUACGAUGCUUUGGUGAAGAGGAACACAUCUCCGGGAUAACUAUAUUUGAACUAGAUCCUCAAACGCUUUCGUUUGAGAAAUAUCAAAUGAUUAUACACAACUUUGGUGAGACCUGGAAUCUGAAGUGGCAUUCAGGAUACAGAGACGAAGGUUCUUUGGGGGUCCUGGUCGCGUGCUGCCAAGACGGCUCAGUCAAAUUAUUCAAAGUAGACCGCUCACAGAAGUACGAGAUCCGGAUGGUCGAAAGUGCAAAUCUCAGCGUAUCAAUACCGCAAGCCCCAAUUUCUUGCUUCGACUUCACAUCGCCAGAUUCCAUCGUUUGUGGAUUUCAAAAUGGCAGUGUAGCAGAAUUCGAAUUAGGAUCCGAACUGCCGUCGUAUUAUCGCAAGAUUCAUGAUUCAUACAUCAUUUCCAUUGUCGCGGCGUAUUCUAAUUACGAGGAUACCGUAAUUAGUACUACGUCUGUCGACGGAUUCAUUUGUAUUUUUAGCCCAAAGAGCAUACAGACUACUAAAUGCUCUAUUGGUCGUGUGCGCGGAGGUAACAGUACGAUUGCUACCUACUGCCCACCAGUAUAUGGGAUUGUUCAUUCUGACGGUGUGAAUUCCGUUAAGGCAUUUUCACCUAGAGCCGCAUUUGCUACGCACCAAAUUUGCCAACAUGAAAAUACGGUAAGUUCGCUUGCAGCGUCAAAACUACAUCCAUUUUUGCUAUCGGGCUCAGCGGAUGGCACUCUAAUGAUAAAUAAUAUGGCAAGAAGGUUCUUAACGGGAAUUAAGAACAAUGCAACGGUGUACAAGUAUCUCAAACUAUGGGAAUGGGAUUUUAACAUAAAGGAACAAAAAUAUCGACUCGAUCCUAACUAUCUGGUUUACAGUUUUAGUGUCAACGAGGUUUCAAAAGCGAGGGUCAGCCCUCACGGAAUUAAUAUCGCAUGUGCUAAAUGGAAUGAAACUAGUAAGGGUGGUAAGUUUUACUCGUUUGUAAAUAAUGCGGGUUUACUAGUAAUUGAAGAGUUGGGAAACUAA